Molecule: messenger RNA, 3867 nt
Organism: Myotis brandtii (Brandt's bat)
Lineage: Eukaryota; Metazoa; Chordata; Mammalia; Chiroptera; Vespertilionidae
Gene: RGS22
Product: regulator of G-protein signaling 22
Exons: 27
Coding region: 262-3690 (1142 amino acids)
Biological process (GO): regulation of signal transduction
Molecular function (GO): G-protein alpha-subunit binding
Source: RefSeq, a predicted model, not a curated record
CCACCAACUCUGACAGAAGCAGACUUUGAAGAUUCUUUGGCAACAGAUAAUUUCCUUGUGGACUACUUUAAUGAAUUCCUAAGCCUUCCAACCUUUUCAGAGGCAAUUAGGUUUAAUGUGAAUUAUGGAGUUUUUGAAGUAGUUAACAAUGCUCCACAACUUCUGGAAAAGCAACUGAAAAAAAUUCUACAAAGCCAGCAACCUCGCAAUCCCAUCUAUGAUGUUGUAAGAAAAGCAAAGAAUGAUAUUAAACCUGCUCAGAUGAGUGACCCCUAUAAAGCUGAGACCAUUAACAUCAAUUACAGUGUUAUGUGUCUGAAUCGUGAACAAGGCAUUCAGUGGAUCAAAAAAGAAAGACUUCCAGCAUUUCUGGAAAGCGAUUGCUAUUUUGAAUACAGGUUAGCAAAAUUGGUCUCGCAAGUGAGAUGGAGUAGAUCAGGCAUGAAUAUCACACUAGAUAAAGCUUUUUCUCCCUGGGUCACGAGAAAAGUACCCACUCCACCACCUCCUGUCAUUGAAGAUGACAAUGCUAUCAUUAUGAAGAAGUUCUAUAUUUCUCUUGGCAAGGCCUCCUAUUUAGAAACGAAAGAUUGGUUUACAUUAGCCAAACAAAGUCAGCAAACAGUGUCAACCUUCCCUGCACUCCACAGCAAAGCUGAUUCACCGAUGAUUUCAUCUGUUUCUGAGAGUGUCAUCUUUGAUGAUGGAGUUCACCCCAGGAUGCAAAAGGACUCAUCUAAAGCCACUAGAAUCAUUUCUGAAUUGGAAGAAGUGGAGGAGGAGGGGUCUAUAGCUCUACCAGAUACUCCUUCGCAUGCUCUUCUGAGAAUAUACCUUGAAAAGCAACCGGAUACUGAAAGCCAGACAUUCCAUUUCUCAACUUGUGAAGAAUUUUUAAUAUCCUAUAUAAACUUUAUCUUAGCAGUAGUAAUUAAUCAAAUUAUUGGUGAGCCAUUUAGAGAAGGUCCAGGUUACAUAAAUUUCAACAAUAUAACAGAAGUGAUAGUUGAUGAGUGUGAGCUUAUUACUGUCAAGAAUGAUGUGUUUCCUGAAACAGCUCAACCCACAAAAGAGAAGGCUGAAGAGAGAUUAAAAGAAGCAGGUUCAAAGCAAGAGAGCCAUGGCUCAGAAAGCAGGGCUGACUGGUGCAUUUCUCACAAAACUUAUGACAUUGGCAAUAGGAAGGAGUUCGAAAGAUUUAAGGCAUUUAUGAAAGGUACAUUAGGGGAGAGAUAUUGGUGGCUAUGGAUGGAUAUUGAGAGGUUAAAAGUUCUUAAGGAUACUGGAAGACAUCAAAGACAUCUUGAAAAGAUGAAAAAAAACUAUCUAGUGAGCAGCGGAGAUCGCCACCUUUCUACAGAAAUCUUAACAAAACUUAAACUGCUAGAUGGCUCUCAGUGGAAUAAAGAACACUUAAUAAAUAUUCAGACUGAAGUUGUAAAACCCUUACUUCUGUAUUGGGCACCACGAUUCUGUGUUACACAUUCAUCCGCAAUAAGGAAAGCCAGUGCUGAACUGAAACUGUGGCACCGCCGUCAAGAGAAACCAAGGGAGGAUAUUGACCCUUUCCCACAAAUAGCAACCCUUUUGCCAUUAAGACCUAAAUCUUGCAUUCCACAGAUAUCUGAUACGGAGAAAGAAGAAUCCAGUUUAGUACCACCUCCUACAUCUCCCAAGAAACCAUCUACAGCAAGCCAAAAACCCAGGAAAGGCGAGACUCAGCGUUCCAUUUCUCCUAAGGACAGCGUGACUGAGAAAGGGUCAAAGCAGAUGUCAGAGAGAUACAAUGUUAUUCAUUUGACAUCCUACACCGACAUUUCGGAAUGCCUGAAGCCCGAGCUGGAGAGAAGAUUUACUUAUUCAGAAGAACCUUUGGUUAAAACCAUGGCAGAUGGUGCCUUGGGAGGAUCUGACAUGGAAAAUUUGUUGCAAUCGUUGUAUGUAGAGAAUAGAGCUGGAUUCUUCUUUACUAAAUUCUGUGAGCAUUCGGGGAACGAGCUGUGGAAGAACAGCGUGUACUUCUGGUUCGACCUCCAGGCUUAUCAUCAGCUUUUCUACCAAGAAACACUUCACCCUUUUAAAGUAUGCAAGCAAGCCCAAUUGCUUUUUGCCACAUAUGUCGCUCCUUCGGCCACUCUUGACAUUGGACUCCAGCAGCAAAAGAAAAAGGAAAUUUAUAUGAAAAUACAGCCACCGUUUGAAGACCUUUUUGACACAGCAGAAGAAUAUAUUCUCCUCCUCCUCCUUGAGCCCUGGACAAGGAUGGUACAAUUAGACCAACUUGCCUACAAACAGGUGAAGUUGGUGGAAGAAACUCGACAGCUAGACUCUGUCAACUUCAGAAAGCUACAGGCUUUGUAUAAAGAGACAGUUUUCAAGAAAGCUGAGGAUGCUACUAGUGAAAUUGGAACUGGUAUUCCCCCACAUCCUGCUGCCACUAAAUCAACAGAAUACUGGAAUAUUGUCCCUGCAGAAUAUAAGAAUUUUAAUUUUAAUAAUCUCCUUAACAACAAACUGGAGUUUGAACAUUUCCGUCAGUUUCUUGAGGCUUAUUCUGCAAGCAUCGACCUGAUGUGCUGGGCAGACAUUGAGCAGUUCCGAAGUAUACCUUACAAAGAUCGAAAGCUAAGGGAGGCAAAAUCUAUUUAUAUUAAAAACAAAUACCUGAAUAAAACGUAUUUCCUUGGACCUACCAGUCCAGCUUCUCCGUAUCAGCAGGAUCAGAUCAUGAGUUUGUGUGGUGGCUGGGGCAAAACUCUCCAUGAGCAGCUUGACCCGCCUGUUUUCGUUGAAGUUCAGAAGCAUGUCCUAAAAAGGAUAGAAAAUGUGUGGUUGCCACUGUUUCUUGCAAGUGAACAGUUUGCAGCACGUCAGAAGAUAAAGUUACAGCUGAAAGAAGCAACUGAUGAGCUCUUACUGCAGAAGCAUGAAGAGAAAAUUGGGAUCUGGAAGCCUGUGGAGAGUAAAUGGAUAUCUUCAUCUUCUGAAAUCAUUGCUUUCCGUAAAGCAUUAUUGAAUCCAGUUACUGCAAAUCAAUUUCAACGGUUCGUGGCUCUAAAAGGAGAUUUAUUGGAAAAUGGGGUGCUCUUUUGGCAAGAAGUACAAAAAUAUAAGGACUUGUGCCAUUCUCAUUGUGAUGAGUCUAUCAUCCACAGGAAAGUCAUGACUAUUAUCAACUGCUUUAUUAACUCCAGCAUCCCACCAGCUUUACAAAUAGACAUCCCCGUGGAGCAAGCCCAGAAGAUUAUUGAACACAGGAAGGAGUUAGGACCAUAUGUAUUCAGAGAGGCACAGAUGACAAUUUUUGGAGUUCUGUUUAAAUUUUGGCCUCAGUUUUGUGAGUUUAGGAAGAACCUAACUGAUGAAAAAAUUAUGAGUGCGUUAGAGAGAAGAAAAGAAUAUCACAGGCAGAAAAAGAGGUCGACAGUCGUAGAAGAGGAAAGAUUUCAAAAGGAAGGAUUCAAACAACCUGAACAUGUUCCAGUAACUACUGUGAAACCAUCUGAUUUGUUCAGUGACCAAUCUCUAAUCCUGCAAGCGUAUGGCCGACAGCCAUCCUGGUGCUACUCAAAGUACAUAGAAGCCUUAGAGCAGGAAAGGAUUCUUCUUAAAGUUCAAGAAGAAAUAGAAAAGAAGUUGUUCACGGGUGGACUAUCUCUUACAAAUGUUAAGCCUAAUUCUUCAGAGUGACAGUACGCCUGUGAGUGUAUACCCUGGUGCUGAUAGGUGCAAGGAAUUCUUUAAGCCCAAUUUAACUGACAUGGAAGCUCAAGUGAUUUUUUGAUGGUCUUCAUUAGAGCAAGCCUUCCAUCUAAAUAAAGUUUGGCUUGUUUUCGCCCACCAUUUUAAAAUGACAGCUGUUCUGCA